Molecule: messenger RNA, 2553 nt
Organism: Acanthosepion pharaonis
Lineage: Eukaryota; Metazoa; Mollusca; Cephalopoda; Sepiida; Sepiidae
Source: the annotation of a GenBank genome assembly
AUGCGUCUCUUCCUCCCUCUCUUUUCUCUCUCUUCCACACACACGCACAGAGAGACAAUCUUUUUUACUACUAUUCCAUCAUUUCUUUCUUCUUUCCUUUCGCCUCUCUCUCUCUCUCUCUCUCUCUCUCUCUCUCUUUUAUUCGACGAAGUUUGUGAGAAAUCGGUAAAGAAAGGCCAGAGAUUGACAUAUUCUUGCUAUGCCUGUUUGAUGAUCAGCUUUGUCACCAUUUUCUUUCUUUUUCUAACCCAUUCUUUCUUCUGUCGCUUGAAGAAAUUCGUCGAAUGUAAAAGUGCAGCUUUACAGUUUCCAUGCUUACCAAAACAUUGGUUUUGGGGAAAUCUCGAAGAGCUAAAGAAUCCAGAUGGGUUUCUUUCUUACACACGGAAAAUGAUGGAGAAAAGGUGUCAAACAUUUUGCUGUUGGGUGAGUUUUCUUUACCCUGGUAUCUCUAUCGCCCACCCAGAUGCUGUCAAAACACUCAUCCGAUCGGCAGAGCCUAAACCGAUGGUUGCACCUGGAUAUGUCUUUGUCCAUCCAUGGUUAGGUGACGGUCUUCUCCUGAGCACUGGGAAGAAAUGGGAAAGAAACAGAAAACUCUUGACUCCAGCAUUUCACUUUGACAUUCUGAAAUCUUACAUCCCAAUAUAUAAUUCUGCUGCAGACAAACUUAUAAACAAAUUAUCCGUGGCGACAGAAAAAUGCCCAGUCAUCGAUGUGAUCCGGCCAUUUUCAUUUGCAACGCUCGACAUUAUGCUUCGAUGUGCCCUUUCUUACACGGAAGAUAUACAAGCCGAAGAGGAACACCAUCCUUACGUGACGGCUGUAACAACAAUUGGGGACUUGUUAGCAAAAAGAGUUGUAAAUGUUUUCCAUUACAGUGACUGGAUUUACAGACUGUCUUCAGAUGGACGGAAAUUUUAUAGAAUGUGCAAAGAAAUUCACAAAUUUUCUGACAUAAAUGCGGCAUUGCCUGUUGUCAACGUGUACGUUGAGGGUAAACGAUGUUCGGCGCUCGUUGACACUGGAUGUUCCCGAUCGAUCGUUAGUGCGGAUCGAUGCGUGACAUGGAACAGUCAACAAAUCGAGAUUCGGACGAUUGACGGGGUGUCCCGGGCCUGUUGUGGUGUCGGGACUGUGUCAGUCCUAACAGACGGAGGGAGUCAUGCCAAAGUCGACGUCUUGGUGGCACGUCAAAGGCCCCUCGGGUACGACCUGCUACUUGGGAUUGAUGCGAUCCGAGCUAGUUUGUUGUUUGAAACCUUUCCUUUCUUGCUCUUUUUUCUUCUUUCCUUCUUUUUUCUAUGUCUUCCUCCCUCCCUCUUUAUUCUUCUCAAUCUUUCUUUUUCUACUCACUCGCUUCCUAUUCCUUCUUGUCUCCCUCUUCCUUUUUCCUCCUUUUUCUUCUUAUCUUUUUCCAUCUCUUUCUUCCCCUUUUUCUCCUCCACAAUCUUCCCUUAUAUACUCUCUUUCUUCUUCCCUUUUUCUUCAACACUGUCUUUCUUUACUCUUGAUCCUCCUCUCUCUCUCUUCUCUCUCUCUCUCUUUUCUCUCCCACUCUUCUUUCUCUUCUUUUGUCUUUUCUUUCUGCUUUUUUAUUCCUCUCUUUCUUCUUCGUUUCCUCUUCCUUCUUCUUUCUCGUCUCCCACCCAUGUUCUUUUCUUUUCACACUAUUUUUUCUUCUUUCUCCGUUUUUCUUCUCUUCCCACUCUAUCUGAUGUUUACCAUGAUUAUAUUAGCAUAAUAUGUCACAAGGUCAUGAGUAAAGCUAAUCCAGAUAUGAUGAAAGGCAAGAAAAAAUUGGACUUUCUUGAUAUCCUGGUGACUGCUCGGGACAGCGAUGGCGUCGGACUGAGCAACCUUGAGAUAAGAAACGAGGUUGAUACUUUCAUGUUUGAAGGUCAUGACACGACAGCUUGUAGCCUAAGUUGGAUGAUGUAUGCAAUGGCUAUUUAUCCGAAUGAGCAACAAAAUAUCUACAAUGAAAUCCAAAAUGUUUUACAAGGCCGAACAGAAGUCACAUGGGAAGAUUUGCCAGAACUCCGAUACCUGACAGCAUGUCUCAAGGAGUCUAUUCGCUUAUUUACAACCGUGCCAAUGAUAUCCCGCAGUCUGACACGCCCAUUUGUAAUUGAUGGCAAGCUGUUACCUGCUGGCAUGACGGUCAGCAUCAAUAUUUAUGCCAUGCACCAUAAUCCCGAUGUUUGGCAGGAACCAGAGGAAUUCUUACCAUCCAGAUUUUUAUCAGAUGAUCCGAAUCCCAAGAACCCAUAUAUGUACAUCCCUUUUUCUGCAGGGCCAAGAAAUUGUAUUGGCCAAAACUUUGCUAUGCAUGAGAUGAAAGUCAUGGUAGCCAAAAUUAUUCAGGCAUUUGAGAUCACUGCCGAUCCUACUUACCAUCCGGAGCCAAUUGCAGAAAUGGUUCUUCGGUCAAGAACAGGAAUCAGAAUGCAAUUCCCAAAAGCAACAGAUCUAGUCAUAUUCAUGUCAAAUAGCAGUCUCCAAAUUUAUCAGUUCAAAGGUCACAUUACACAUUUACACAGGUUAAAGUAA